This is a messenger RNA of Syngnathus acus (greater pipefish), 1704 nucleotides long. RefSeq names its product XK, Kell blood group complex subunit-related family, member 9 (gene xkr9). The record is from RefSeq and is a predicted model, not a curated record. The transcript is spliced from 3 exons. Gene Ontology annotation, biological process: apoptotic process involved in development; engulfment of apoptotic cell; phosphatidylserine exposure on apoptotic cell surface. Gene Ontology annotation, cellular component: plasma membrane. NCBI's taxonomy places the organism in Eukaryota, Metazoa, Chordata, Actinopteri, Syngnathiformes, Syngnathidae. Bases 260 to 1423 code for a protein of 387 amino acids.
CCACCACCGGUGAUGACGUUGAGUCCCAUGCAGUCAAUCAUUCCCAAAGGUGCACGUGCACUGGACACAAUGACGUCACAUUGCUAUGUUUCAUUUUAAGGUGGAGCUUGUGCCAAUUUCAAAGAAAGAGGACAGAGAGAGGAAGAGGACGAGAGAGGUUCUGUCUGCUCCUUCCACUUGUGAUGAAUGGAAGGCAACGCAUCGGAUCAGCUGUGCACAAAACUGUUCGAUCUGAUGCCUUUUGCCGACUAACUCAGCGAUGCACCAAACUGACAUUCGGUACACCAAACUGCGAUGGCUCCUAACGCUUGUCGGGCUUCUUCUUUACAUCGUGGACAUCUGGACAGACGUGGGACUGUCCAUCAAGUACCUCCUAGAUGGACGUUACAUAUGCUCGGCGUUGAUUUUCUCAUUCAUCCUGGCCGGGCUGCUGGUGACUCAGAUUUUCAGUCACGCCUGGUACGAGGAUGAUCUCGAAGACGCUUUGGUGAACCCCCGAGGGCAAUCCACCGUAUUGGGAAUGUCCAAGGGCAAACUCGUGGUAUUCCACCUGUGCGGCGCGGGUAUUUUCACCAGGUACUACCACCUACUCAAAAGUGGCUUCAAAGUGCUCUGGCUCCUGGGUGGUUCCCUUAACGAGGAAGAGAGGAAGGAAGCUCACCAUCGCCUGUUUUGUCAAGCCACUGACUUGAGCAUGCUCAAACUCUUUGAGGCGUUUUUGGAGAGUGCCCCCCAGCUCCUCGUGCAGAUCUACAUAGUCCAAGACCAAGGCGAAGCCUCGGUCGUCCAAUAUUUUUCUAUGGUCUUCUCGUGUUGUAACAUCGCCUGGGCUUUGGUGGACUACCGCCGGUGUCUACGCCGGUCACUCCCAAACAUCCAGGAGAUGCCCUCUGGCUCGCCCACCGCCAUUUACCUCCUCUAUAAACUCUUCACCUUCAGCAGCCACAUCCUCAGCUUCAGCCUCCUCCUGCUCCUCACCCCCUACUGUGUAAUUGCCUUGGUGGCCAUUUUGUGGCUGCUGGGGACAAUGUGGUCACACGUGCUUCGCACCAACUUUUGCUCCACCAAAAUGCAUGAGAUGGUCUACCGCGUAGUGGUUGGGUUCAUCCUCACAUUCACCUUUUUUAACGUCAAAGGACAGGACACCAGGAUCGUCAUGACUAUUUAUUAUUCCCUCUAUUUGCUCAUUAACGUGACAUCACCAUUACUUUUGGCGUUCCUGAAGCCAGAGGUGCGGACAGCAACGUCCUUCUUGGUAAUCAGCGGGGUUAUUUUUGCCUGCUCCGUCCUGGGGCUGGUCUUUCUGGUGUUAUUCUACCUCCAUCUGCACCCGAAAGCGAAGCGGCGGGAAGCUGACGAAGUGGACGGAAUCGCAAAACAAACUGAGGCAACAGGCAGAAUGAACAACUUCCUGCGGCCCUGACGGACAUUUAGUCAAGAUGGUGGGCACAAUAAAAAUCACCAAAACUUCAAUUAAGCUACCUGGACCCUUCUUAGUUGUUGAAGGGGUCAUAUACAUACAUAUGUAAAUAUACAUGUACAUAAGCAUAUUUUCUACUCUACUCUAAUAUAUACAUAUAUAUUACGUCUUUCUUGCAUUAUAGCUUCACAUUUAUAUUUAUCUGCUGAUGCAGCGAAUGAUCAUAAAGUGGAGUCAAGUGCACCCUUACUGUGGAGCAUUGCUUCUCAAAUAGUGGGGCGCCC